GCCUUGGUCCUGAAAGGCCCUGCGCUGGACUUCUCUCCGCCCGGCCGGAAGCAUUUCUUGAAUUGCCAAGAUGCAACGAAUGUCAGCAUCGAGCUUUUGCAGGCGCCCGAGAAUGUGGUUCAGAAAAGCGCGCUAGAGCUGAUGGAGGCCGUAAACAAGCCCGAGAAGACCUGUGUGGACAUCCGGAACGCGUGGGUCACCAGAGUGGAAGACUUGGAGUUCAAGGAAACCAAG
Messenger RNA from Symbiodinium pilosum, 234 nucleotides. Lineage: Eukaryota; Dinophyceae; Suessiales; Symbiodiniaceae. The record is from the annotation of a GenBank genome assembly.